AUGCGUUUCACUCUCGCUUCCGCCGCCUCCGUGCUGGCCUUUGCCGCCUCUGCCUCGGCUGCCACCCAAAAAUCGUACCUCCAGGCUUCCCCUGACGAGUAUCUGUCCGCCUCGAUUGCCAUUGAUGGCUUCACCCACUACGCUCUCCUUACCGACGCCAAAUCGGCCACCCCGGCCAUUGUCACUGCCACCGGCGGCGAGGUGCAGGUUGACCUCAGUGCCCUCAGCGGCCAGGGCGUCACCGGCCUGCUGACUCUUGAAGACAAGGAAGGCUUCUCGGGUCUCAAGCACGCUAUUUUCGGCAACCCAGCUGUCGUGACAGCCACUUCUGGCUUUGACCUGGCUGGUCCCGCUGACGACGAGACUCUGACUCUGCAACGCACCACUUUCCACGGAUGGUAUGCUUGCUCUGCUGGUGUCGGCGUUAAGCAGCUGUACUGGUCCGACUGGGCCAACUACAACGGAUCGGCCCCUACGACCUGCGAGAAAGUCACUUUGACCCGUGUCUGGCUGUAA
Messenger RNA from Talaromyces rugulosus, 516 nucleotides. RefSeq lists its product as uncharacterized. The transcript has a single exon. The record is from RefSeq and is a predicted model, not a curated record. NCBI's taxonomy places the organism in Eukaryota, Fungi, Ascomycota, Eurotiomycetes, Eurotiales, Trichocomaceae. Bases 1 to 516 code for a protein of 171 amino acids.